Trachemys scripta elegans is the source of this 2048-nucleotide messenger RNA. It is a transcript of the gene CPLANE2, whose product is annotated as ciliogenesis and planar polarity effector 2. The transcript has 6 exons. NCBI's taxonomy places the organism in Eukaryota, Metazoa, Chordata, Testudines, Emydidae. The coding region runs from base 118 to 900 and encodes 260 amino acids. The record is from RefSeq and is a predicted model, not a curated record. Gene Ontology annotation, molecular function: GTPase activity; GTP binding.
GGGGGUGGGGCGAGGCCGUGCGCGCUGAGGUCACACGCAGGCGAGGCGGAAGUGCCUGCAGAUUUUUUGACAAUGGUCCAGUAGCAGACACUGACUCUCGCAGCCACCUGUCCAGAGAUGGCAGUUUCCCCUGGAGCUGUUAUCGUCCCAGACUGGCACAAGUCCCCAGAGGGCAAAGAGUACCUGGCCACCAUCCUGCGGAAAAACAAGCGGAAAUUCUUCGGGCUGAUUGAAAGGCCGGUGCUCCCCCCGCAGAUGGCCGCCGACACUGCCAGCUAUAAGAUUUUUGUCUCUGGGAAAAGCGGCGUGGGUAAAACCGCAAUGGUGGCCAAGCUGGCUGGCCUGGAGGUGCCCAGUGCGCAUCAUGAAACAACAGGGAUCCAGACGACGACGGUAUAUUGGCCGGCCAAGCUGAGGGACAGCGGCAGGGCGCUCAUCUUCCGGUUCCACUUCUGGGACUGCGGAGAAGCAGCUCUGAAGAAAUUUGAUCACAUCCUGCCGGCCUGCAAGGAGAAGGCAGACGGCAUCCUCUUCCUCUUUUCUUUCACCGACCGCUCGUCCUUCGAUGACCUCCCCAGCCAGAUCUCCCGCGUCACGGAGGGAUCCGAAAACCUCGUCAAAAUAGUGAUUGGCUCCAAGUUCGAUCAGUUCAUGCACGCCGACGUCACAGAGCGGGACCUGGCCGAGUUCCGGCGAGCCUGGUGCCUGCCCGUGCUGCGGAUGAAAAGCGUGAACGGGCCCCGGCUGGCCGACGGGCGGACCCUGGACGGCCGCGCUGGGCUGGCGCAUGUGGCGCACGUGCUGAACGGGCUGGCGGAGCACCUCUGGUACCAGGACCAAGUGACGGCCGGCCUCGUCCCAGCACCGCAGCCUGGCACAGAGGAGACAUCCCGGUGCUGAAAAUCAGCUUGCCUAAAACUCCGGGUGCUGCCGGCAGGUGGAGCCAGAGGCCUUUCAAAGGCUGCAGCCAUGUAAGGACUAGCUCUAGCCUCCAGAUCCGGGAGCCCCCUGCCCCCACUGGCGCUGGCAUCACGCAGACGCGCCCUGCUCGGCACUGGCAUCACGCAAACCUGCGGCCAAAUUGAUCGGGGGGGGGCGAUUUCCAGAGGAGCUAAACACCCCCAGCUGACACUGGCGUGACUCGGGCUCAGAGCACCUCAGCCCCAAGCCUGUCUCGCUGGGUACCCCAAAUCCCUGACCCCUCCUGGCUUUAGCUUUGAUCUGAGCCAGUCCAGAAAAGCUCCAGCCUGCAUGCUCCUUCCUGCGUCCCGGUAGCUAACCAGGACGGCGGCAGCAGCCCGGGCAGCCGAGCGCGGGAGCCAUUGGAGGCUGGCACUAGAGGAAGCACUUUGCAGCGUUGUUUGGGGCUGGGGAGUUUUGCGGCCCUGGGGCAGUGAGUGCCAAGGCAACAAGCCCAGCUAGGUGGAUCGUAGCCCACUGUGCAUUCGGACGUGGCAUUGCUGACGUAUCGUUUGGCUGCAGGCACUUCUGAAGCUCCCAUUACCUUAGUACCUGGGCUGGCUAAGGGCUCAGAGGAGCACGUUGCUAGCGCCUGUCUGUGGAUUGAAUUGAAUUUUAUCCUCCGGGGGGAGGACCGCGUGGAGGUUUAGCCUGCGCGGGUUCUGCCUGUGGCAUGGGGGCGUCGGGUUGCAGUCCAGGUCCCGUGUGGGACUUGAAGUGACUCUCUGCCCCCUGCUUGUGCUGAUCACAGGAGAGCUGGUGCCGUGGCCUGCCCACAAGACACUCUGCUUUAGGGGGCAAAAUGGAGCCCUGCCCUCCGUGGAGCUGCGGGUAACUGUCAGGCCCUGAAAACGGAGGUUCACAAAAUUAGUGGCUGGGUUUGACAACAUGGGCCCAUGUGCUAGCCAGGAGCCCAGCUCCCAGCAAAGCCAGGGCUGGUUGUGUUGUCCUGCAGGAAUAUCCCACCCUGUCCCCCAGCAGCACCUCUCCGCCCUGCAACAGGGGGCGCGGGUUGGGUUCCACGAACCAACGAUCGUAUCCUAAAGGCACUUCAGGGGCAGCCGCUCGAGAUCUUUCCUUGUCGCGCU